UUUACAUAGAGAAAUAAAUCGAUUUUGUUUUCUAUUCUGACUCUUUGGUUUGUUUUUGCUUUCCCAUAUCACAACAUCAGCACACCACCAUCAUCAUUCUCAAGAAUACUGAGUGAAUACCACAUCUCGGAUCUACAUCAGCUUUAUCAGUUAAACAUCCCAACACAACAUCAGGGAAGAAUGGGCAAGGAGAGAAAGAUGGUGGCAUUCUGUCUGCUUCUAGCAGUUGUUUGCAGCCCCGUGUUCGGUGACGAAUGGAAGGUCAAUGUUGUAAAAAACAUCGACGCUCUGGUAACGUCCUGUGUUGUGGUGCCAUGUUCAUUCUCUCAUACUGGAGGAAACCUGCCCAGCUCCAGACUGAGAGGGAUCUGGCACUCUAAAGACAAAAGAACAGAUAACAUCUAUGACGAGGAUCCAACAAAGAUCCUCGACAACUUCAAGGGUAGAACAAGGAUGUUGGGACAUCUGGGUCAGAGCAACUGCACCUUAGAAAUAACUGACAUUAAAGAUCAUGACAACGGCCCUUUCUGUUUCCGGGUUGAACUAGUGCGAACAGAAGACAAUGAACCCACCAAGGACAAGUUCUCCUUUGUUGACGACUGCGUCGAGUUGAACAUGAUCUCUAAUCCUCCAAAGCCUACACUGAUUAAACCAGAAAGAGUUAUUCAAGGACAGCCUUACACUGUCACCUGUUCAGUCAUGCACACCUGCCCCACCCAUGUUCCUAAACUCACAUGGAAUCGGAAGACUGCAGACGGGAUCAUUGUGCAUCAUAAAGACAUUAAACAUGGCAACUGGGAGACACAGUCCACCCUGACAUUUGUUCCUGAGGAAGCCGAUGACUUCAGCAAGCUGACCUGCACAGCUGAAUUUCACGGAAGGAAGACAUCGUCCGAAACUUUAACACUCUACGUAAAACGUGUGGAAAACUAUAAUCACAUCAUCAUUCCCACUGUAGUAGGGAUUGGUAUCACUGCAGCCUUUGUACUCGUCUGCAUUUUCAUGACUAAAAAAUACAAGAAACGUAUUGAAGAGCUUCAGAGUCGAGAUGGCAGCAUGUGGAACCGCAUGUCCAGGCUAUCUCGCAGAAUCCGUUCUGCCGGACCAGGACCAUCUCACUCGGAUCAAAGAAAGUCUAUUUGGAGCAGAUUUUCGAGAAGGCCUAAAGGGGACAUGGUAGAUUUUGGUCAUAGUCCAAACAAUGUGAAUUCUAAUCCCUGUGCUGAUCAGAAAGCCUCAAAGCCUCGUUUCCCAUCUCCCAAAAGCAAGCCAAAAUCCUACAAUUACAAUGAGGACCUUAAUGAUGGUGAUGACUAUAUUAAUACUGCAGACCUCAACGUCUAUGGGAACAUCUGAAACAAAAAAGCCAGAGAAUAAUCAUCUAAUAAAACAACAAAUUUAUAUACGCUCAUAAUGAUCAUUUGUGUUGAGCAUUUGUUACGCUUGUAUAUUGUGCUAAAGUCUUCUAUCCAAAAAUGAAUAUAAUCCUGUAAGAUAUGUUGUGUGUUAUGGCAAAUGCUUUUGUCCCUAA
Archocentrus centrarchus (flier cichlid) is the source of this 1531-nucleotide messenger RNA. Its product is annotated as myelin-associated glycoprotein-like. NCBI's taxonomy places the organism in Eukaryota, Metazoa, Chordata, Actinopteri, Cichliformes, Cichlidae. The transcript has 13 exons. The record is from RefSeq and is a predicted model, not a curated record. The coding region runs from base 181 to 1356 and encodes 391 amino acids.